This is a messenger RNA of Pecten maximus, 408 nucleotides long. Its product is annotated as cysteine sulfinic acid decarboxylase-like. Lineage: Eukaryota; Metazoa; Mollusca; Bivalvia; Pectinida; Pectinidae. Gene Ontology annotation, molecular function: pyridoxal phosphate binding; carboxy-lyase activity. The record is from RefSeq and is a predicted model, not a curated record. Bases 52 to 408 code for a protein of 118 amino acids. The transcript has 4 exons. Gene Ontology annotation, cellular component: cytoplasm. Gene Ontology annotation, biological process: carboxylic acid metabolic process.
UUUGAGUUGGACAACGUUAGCAUAUUACACGUUUUAUGUAUUUUGUUUUACAUGAUGAUUAUUGUUCAUUCAGGUCACCCUAUGUUCUUUAACCAGCUUUAUGGUGGAAUGGACCAGUACACAAUGGGCGGGGCGUGGCUCACCGACGCUCUCAACACAAGCAUGUUUACAUAUGAAGUUGCUCCCGUGUUUACAGUUAUGGAGAAAUACGUGGUCAACAGAAUGUUAGGACUAGCUGGAUUAUCUUCAGGAGAUGGUAUCUUCUGUCCAGGCGGAUCCAUUUCAAACAUGUAUGGAUUGAACUUGGCUAGAUGUAAACGAUUUCCACAAGUCAAAAUGGACGGUAUGUCGUCACUUCCGCCUUUGCGGAUUCUCGCAUCAGAACAGAUGAUAAAUACGAACAUUUAG